This is a messenger RNA of Cucumis sativus (cucumber), 1903 nucleotides long. RefSeq names its product dof zinc finger protein DOF3.6. NCBI's taxonomy places the organism in Eukaryota, Viridiplantae, Streptophyta, Magnoliopsida, Cucurbitales, Cucurbitaceae. The record is from RefSeq and is a predicted model, not a curated record. The transcript has 2 exons. Bases 326 to 1357 code for a protein of 343 amino acids. Gene Ontology annotation, molecular function: DNA binding; DNA-binding transcription factor activity. Gene Ontology annotation, biological process: regulation of DNA-templated transcription.
UUCCACUAAAACCCUAAAAAAUAUAAUAAAACAAAAAGAUAAGGAAGAGAGAAUGAAAGAGAGAAUAAGAGAGCAAAGUUAAACAAAAGCUUCCACACCAUAGCUUUAAUUCUCGCCUUCUCUUCUUCCCUUCCCUUCAUCUUUUCCCUUUGCCUUUGCCUUUAUUUUUUUUUUUUUCUCUUUUUCUCUUUUCUUUUUCUUUUCUUUUGUGUGUUUUUGGCUCUGGUAUUCCCCAAGUGCAUGCGAUUCUCCACCUUGGUUUUUCCUAAAGACACAUCAAAAAAAAAAAAAUUUGCUUUAUAAAAAGAUAUCAAUCCCUUCUCCCAUGGAUUUCUCUUCUGUUCCAAUCUAUUUAGAUCCUCCUCCCAAUUGGCAUCAUCAGCAAUCAAAUCAUCAUCAUCAUCCUCAGAUAAGUAAUAGUAAUGGAUCUCCUCAACAUCAACACCUUCUUUCAUUGCCAACUCAACAACUCUCGUCCGCACCAUCAUCUCAUGUCGGUGUGGGUGUUGGUGUUGGCUCGAUCCGGCGUGGUUCGAUGGCGGACCGAGCUCGGAUGGCUAACGUACCACUACCAGAGACGGCGCUAAAGUGUCCUCGAUGUGAUUCUACCAAUACGAAGUUUUGUUAUUUUAAUAACUAUAGUCUCUCGCAGCCUCGCCACUUUUGUAAGAGUUGCCGUCGAUAUUGGACUCGUGGGGGUGCCCUAAGGAACGUCCCGGUUGGGGGUGGUUGUCGGAGGAAUAAGAAGAAUAAAACUAGACGAUCGAAGUCUCCAACAGUGGCUGCGACGAUGGCGGGUGGAAAUGAAAGUCAAGUGAUGAAUAACCAUUCAAACUCUCCUACCACUACUACAAUUCCCUUGCAUAGUAGUGCUGAGAAUCUUAUUGGUCAUUUACAGCCUCAACACCCUCACCUUUCCUUCAUGGCUUCAUUGAAUAAUUUUUCUCGAUUCGGAACAUCGGGUCUAGGGUUGAAUUUCAACGAGAUCCAGACUCAAACUAACAUUAUUGGUAACGGUGCCCUUCUGAAUCAUCAUCCGUGGCGGAGUUCCCAAAACUUUCCUCUCUCAGGUGGCCUAGAAACCCAGCCAGGUUUGUACCCGUUUCAAAUUAGCGGCGGCGACGGCGAUGAAAACAACACAACAAAUUCAAUCCUAACACCAAUUUCAAGGGGAACCCAUUUGCCUCCAGUGAAGAUUGAAGAAACCCAAGUACUGAAUUUGUUGAAAUCAUCAAAUUUGGGUAUCAAUAAUUCUGAAAACAAUCAAUUUUGGAGCAAUGGAUCAAAUGGUUGGACAGAUCUUUCAGCUAUCAGUUCUACUUCAAGUGGCCAUAUUUCUUGUGACUUCAAUCAUUAAAAGCCCCAAAUUGAUCAGAUCAUCAUCUUCAAAAUGGCAUCUCUCAGCUCACAUCUUUGUAGUAAGUUUGAUUUAUAUAUAUAUCAACUUAAUUAUUACCAAGAUUUAAAUGGUCAAGUGAUUUAAUGCAAAUUUAUUAAUUAAGUUGAACAAAUUAAAAAAAAAAAAAAGUAAAAACCCUCACUUGAUCAAUUAAAUCUCUUAUUAAUUAAGCUACUUAGGCUUUAUAGAAAUUAAUCAUAUAUUAUAACACAAAAUAUCCAGGCACUCUUCUACCUCUCUUCAGCCUCUUUGAUCAACACUCAGAAACUGAAUCUCCAUGGUAGAUAGUUUGUGCUCUCUUCUCUUUAUCUUUUUUAUCUUAUACAAAAAGAUUGUGCUUUGUAGAAAUAUUGGUUUUUUUUUUUCCAUUUCAAUUUCUUUUUCAGAAUGUGUGUGACUAUGAUUUGCUAAUGUUUGUUGGAUUUAAAUGGAAGAGUAUUGUUUUUUAUUUGUGUAUAAAAUGGAAUGCGAAAUGGUUAAUUAGGACCAUGGGAUUUAGUUUUA